AUGAUUAGCUAUGUUGUAUAAUUAUUAUGGUAAGGGCCAAGACGAAGGGUGGCGAAAGGGUUACACGAGAUCAAAGACACAGAAAUCAUGGAGCUUAUUUGUGCCAGAGAGAAAGUAUUCGUCAGCGUUUCCGUAACAAAACUAAUAAAAACUCUUUCAAGAAGCCAUUCCCGAAGUGUGUACACAGCAUUAUCCUAAGAAGCGGGAGGAGGGUAGCCGGCACGACGAAGAAAGGGACGUACCCCGUGACAAGGCUCAAAUUAACGGGAGCGCUCGGCACCAAAUUUACAUGGAUAUAUCUCCUUGAAAUGGAAAAGUCCAUUGAUGGCGACAAAAGUGUGCAGUUCCCGAAGUUUUUAAGGUAAAUCGAAAACAGAGAAGGAAUUGAAAUUUACAAUGAAUGAGUGUCAGGUGGUGUAUUGUUUUUACUAAUCUUUAUUUCAAUAUGUAGAAUUUUAUGUUUUGAAUUUGUGAUCCUAUAUUUUGUUAUUUUUUAUCUGAUUAUUUGAAGUAUAAUUGCAAAUGAUAUAAGAUCUACAGUAAUCUACACCCCAU
Molecule: messenger RNA, 555 nt
Organism: Plutella xylostella (diamondback moth)
Lineage: Eukaryota; Metazoa; Arthropoda; Insecta; Lepidoptera; Plutellidae
Source: RefSeq, a predicted model, not a curated record